GAAGUGCCUGUCUUCGGCUGACAGCUGCUGGCACGGCGGCGGCCCGAGCAAGAUGGCGCUGCGGCCGGGAGCCGGAGCCAGCGGCGCGGCGGGGGCGGGCGCGGGGCCCGGCGGGGCAGGCAGCUUCAUGUUUCCUGUUGCAGGUGGAAUGAGACCUCCUCAAGCAGGCCUGAUGCCAAUGCAGCAGCAAGGAUUUCCUAUGGUCUCUGUCAUGCAGCCCAAUAUGCAAGGCAUGAUGGGAAUGAAUUACAGCUCUCAAAUGUCCCAAGGACCCAUUGCAAUGCAGGCAGGAAUACCAAUGGGACCAAUGCCAGCAGCAGGCAUGCCAUUCCUGGGGCAGCCACCAUUCCUGGGCAUGCGUCCUCCAGGCCCACAGUACACUCCAGACAUGCAGAAGCAGUUUGCUGAAGAGCAACAAAAACGAUUUGAACAGCAACAAAAACUCUUAGAGGAAGAAAGGAAAAGACGUCAGUUUGAAGAGCAAAAACAGAAACUCAGACUUUUGAGUAGCGUGAAACCCAAGACCGGGGAGAAGAACAGAGACCACGCUUUGGAAGCCAUAAAAGGGAACUUAGAUGGAUUUUCCAGAGAUGCUAAGAUGCACCCUACUCCAGUAUCACACCCCAAGAAACCAGGUAGUUUUCAUUAUUGUCCCACAUCAUCUCAUUCUACCAAAACUGUCUCCCCAUCACCUGCCUUUCUUGACGAAGACGAAUUCAGUGACUUUAUGCAGGGGCCUGUUGAGGUGUCCGCUUGUAGGUCCUCUCCCAUGGCCCGGCCCUUUCAGUCUUUCCUUCCCACCACCCCACUCGGCCAGGUGCACACACAGAAGGCUGGAGCACAGCCUCUCCCUCCAGGUCAGGUUCCAGUGUCUUUUGCCUUACAUGGUGGCCCUGGACAAAUCCCUUGUUUCUCUACUGCUUCAGCUUCACCCAGUGUGCAGAAAGCAGGCCCUUCCUUGGAAGAGAAGCUCCUAGUAUCUUGUGAUAUAAGUACAUCUGGGCAGGAACAAAUUAAAUUAAACACUCCUGAAGUUGGGCACAAAGCCGUAGUCCCAGGUUCCAGUAAGAGCGGUCCCGGUUUAAUGACCCGUAAUGGGGGUGCUGUAGAUGGAUGUGUAAGUGGUCCCACCACUGCAGAGGCAGAAAAGACUUCAGACCAAAACCUGUCCAGUGGAGAGAGUGGUGUGGGUGUGUUUCCCUCUCAGGAUCCUGCCCAGCCCAGGAUGCCUCCUUGGAUUUACAAUGAGAGUCUGGUUCCAGAUGCUUAUAAGAAAAUUUUAGAGACGACAAUGACUCCAACUGGAAUAGAUACUGCUAAACUUUAUCCCAUUCUGAUGUCAUCUGGACUUCCCAGGGAAACACUCGGGCAGAUAUGGGCCUUAGCCAAUCGGACUACACCCGGCAAACUUACUAAGGAAGAGCUUUAUACUGUUCUCGCCAUGGUAGCAGUAACACAGAGGGGUGUUCCUGCCAUGAGCCCUGAUGCUUUGAACCAGUUCCCAGCAGCUCCCAUUCCUACCUUAAGCGGCUUUCCUAUGGCUCUGCCUACCCCAGUGAGCCAGCCGACUGCGAUGCCCUCUGUCCCUGCAGGCUCCAUGCCCCUCAGCCUUGGACAGCCCAUCAUGGGCAUUAACCUUGUUGGACCAGUGGGUGGAGCUGCAGCACCAGCUUCCAGUGGCUUCAUGCCAGCCUACCCCUCAAACCAGGUGGGAAAGACAGAAGAAGAUGACUUCCAAGAUUUUCAAGACGCUUCCAAAUCAGGAUCCCUUGAGGAUUCUUUCCCUGACUUCCAAGAGGUGCCUGCUUCCUCAAAAACAAGUAACUCCCAGCUCGGAAACAGUGCUCCUUCUCUGCUGAUACCACUUCCUGGAACUAAAGCCUCCACAGAUAAAUACUCGGUGUUUAAAGGAAUUUCUGCUGACAAGCCCUCUGAAAGCCCGGCUUCAUUUGGAGAGUCUGGUGACAAAUACAGUGCGUUCAGGGAACUUGAACAAACGGCAGAGAGCAAGCCUCUAGGAGAGAACUUUGCCGAGUUCAGAUCCACAGGAACCGAUGACGGCUUCACCGACUUCAAGACCGCCGAUAGUGUGUCACCCCUAGAGCCACCGACAAAGGACACUUUUCCAGCAGCCUUUCCCUCUGGAGCUGCACAACAGAAACAGACACCGGCGAAAACCCCUCUGAACUUAGCAGACCUAGAUAUGUUCUCCUCAGUCAAUUGCAGUGGUGAGAAACUGGUGCCCUUUUCAGCUGCGUUUAGCACGUCAAAGUCAGUUUCUACCAGACCUCCGCCGGCCGGCUCUGUGGCAGCCCCAGCAGCACUGGCAUCCACUAAAACUUCUAGUUUGGUAGAUGAUUUUGGAGAGUUCAACCUCUUCGGGGAAUACUCGAAUCCUGCAUCUGUUGGGGAGCAGGAUGACUUUGCAGAUUUCAUGGCUUUCGGUAACAGCUCUAUUUCAUCCGAGGCAAAAGCAGACGACAAAUACGACGUCCUCAGAGAGGAAGUGAGUCCCAGCCCCUUGGCCAGCAGCACAGGGGAGAGUGCACAGAAUCCACCUGCUGCAUCUUCCAAGUAUGAUGUCUUCAAACAGCUUUCCCUAGAGGGAGCUGGACUGGCCAUCGAGGAGUUCAAAGAGAACACUCCUUCUGCCAAGAGCGACGAUGACUUUGCUGACUUCCAUUCCAGUAAGUUUUCAUCCACAAGCUCAGACAAAUCCCUGGGAGAGAAAGCGGUGGCUUUCAGACACGCCAAGGAAGACUCUGCUUCGGUGAAAUCGUUAGAUCUCCCCUCCAUCGGUGGCAGCAGCGUUGGCAAGGAGGACUCAGAAGAUGCGCUUUCUGUUCAGUUUGACAUGAAACUGGCCGAUGUGGGAGGAGAUCUUAAGCAUGUCAUGUCUGAUAGCUCUUUGGAUUUACCAACAGUUAGUGGCCAACAUCCUCCUGCCGCAGCAGGAAAUGGGUCCUUCUCAGCCACCUCAGAUCUUCAAAAGAAAGAGACCUCAUUUGGCAUUUCUGAAAACAUCACCAUGUCAUCUCUCUCCAAAGGAACAGCCUUGGCGAGCGAGGAUGCUCUCCCAGAGACUCCCUUCGCAGCCUUCGCCAGCUUUAAAGACAUGAUGCCCCAGAGCGUGGAGCAGAAAGAGUGUGAAAGUGAGGACUACCAGGACUUCACAAGGCAGGACCUGCCCACAGCGGCACAGAGCCACGAGAUGGCAUGUCCAAGCCCGGCUUCCAGUAUCGCCUCUCACGAAACCCCCAGGGAGUGUGCAGACGACUUUGGAGAAUUUCAAAGCGAAAAGCCCAAAAUCAGCAAAUUUGACUUUUUAGUAGCCAAUUCACAAAGCAAAAUGAAGUCCAGUGAAGAAAUGAUCAAAAGUGAGCUGGCAACCUUUGACCUUUCUGUUCAAGGAUCACACAAGAGGAGCUUAAGCCUCGGAGAUAAAGAAAUAAGCCGGUCCUCUCCUUCCCCGGCCCUGGAGCAGCCUUUCAGAGACCGGUCCAACACUCUGAGUGAGAAGACGGCGCUGCCCGUCAUCCGAGACAAGUACAAAGACCUGACUGGCGAGGUGGAGGAAAAUGAGAGAUACGCGUAUGAGUGGCAGAGAUGCCUGGGGAGCGCCCUGGAUGUCAUUAAGAAAGCAAAUGACACCUUAAAUGGCAUUAGCAGCAGUGCUGUUUGCACAGAAGUCAUCCAGUCAGCCCAAGGCAUGGAAUAUCUUCUAGGUGUCGUGGAAGUGUACCGAGUAACCAGACGUGUGGAGCUGGGGAUAAAAGCCACUGCUGUGUGCAGUGAGAAACUCCAGCAAUUGCUAAAGGACAUCGAUAAAGUAUGGAACAACCUGAUCGGCUUCAUGUCACUCGCCACACUCACGCCGGAUGAAAAUUCACUGGAUUUUUCCUCCUGUAUGUUACGGCCUGGGAUUAAAAACGCUCAGGAGCUGGCCUGUGGGGUGUGUCUCUUAAAUGUGGACUCCAGGAGCCGGAGAGAAGAGAAGCCUGCAGAAGAACAGCCUAAAAAAGCAUUCAACUCGGAAACAGACAGUUUCAAGCUGGCCUAUGGAGGACACCAGUACCACGCCAGCUGUGCCAACUUCUGGAUCAACUGUGUUGAACCCAAGCCUCCUGGCCUCCUCCUGCCAGACCUUCUCUGAAAAGCUGCUCAGUGAAGCUCCAGCUGAUUUUUGGUUGUUUCUGUCGCAUGACUUGGGGUGACAAGGAUCAGUAAACAGGAUGCAAGUGCUGCACAGUUCCUUCCCAUCCGUGUCUUUAAAGCAUUCCCCAAGAGGUGGGGUGGAGAGACUGCAAUGGAGAGGCAGCCUCUGACCAGCACGUCCCCCUGCUCCCUUUGAGACUUGAGGUGAAGUGCUAGACCUAAACCACAUGUGGCACUGGAUGCUUGUUUACUUUCUCCUCUGAUUUUCCGAUUUUUGUUGACGUUAAUGUUGGUCUGAUUUUUUUUAGGAUAGGAUUUUGAAGCAUGCCCCUGGCUGACUUUGAAUUUGUAGAAAUCCUGUCUCUGCCUCCCAAGUGCCGGGUCAUAGAUUUGUGCCCCCUACUCUGUUUCUCUUAUUCCCGUAAGAUAUUUUACAGUGUGGAUCACAGUUUCUGUGAGGACUAAUCUGCUGCUGAAGUGUUUAAAAUGUGAAAAAUUAACAAAAGAAAAAAUAAAUUAUCCUAGGCCUGGAAUCCACAGUUUGUCUCCAGGUCCCAUGAAGCAGGACACAUUUCUCUGCAUUUAGCUUGUAGAUGCUUGAAAUGAAUAAAGGGGAUUGUGAUUAACCUGACGCUCUGUACCUGUCUCCACCUCCUGUCAACCCUCACCCUCUUCUCCUUCCCUGAAAGGCAACUCUCAAGGAGACCCUCCUGCUUUGACAGAGCCCAGGGCCUGUGUCUGGCUGCACAACCCUUUACUGAGAUCCCGCUGUUUUAUCUCAGCGUCAGGACUAACACAAAGCAUGGUAUUUUUCCUCCAAACAAAAUCUGUAAGAGCCAUGAAAUGAAAUCUCUUCAUAUUGACCUCUCUCCACAUUCCCAAAGAUGACUGCAUAGGUCAUCUGGACUUUGCAGUAUUUCAGGAGAGACCCGAGAAUGAACCCACUGUGAGAGUGGAAUUCUGGGCCUAGUGGGUGGUUCUCAACCUUCCUACCGCUGUGACCUUUAAUACAGUUCCUCAUGGUGUGGUGACCUCCAAUCAAAAUUAUUUUUAUCGCUACUUCAGAAGUGUAAUUUUGCUGUUAUGAAUCGUAAUGUGAAUAUCUGAUGUGCAGGAUCCUGACAUGUGACCCUGUGAGCCCCUCCAUCAUGACCCUCAAGUUGGGAACCACUGGCCUAGUGAAAGGAGCCGUAAGGUGUGUGUAUGUGUGCGCAUGUGUGUACGUGUGUUGGAGAAACACAUGCAUGUAGCAGAGAAAAGCAGUUAGCAACAGCACUGAAUUUUCAAAUGAAAAGGCUGGUGUAGGAAUUUGUCAUGUAAACAAAAUGCAUAAAUCUAAGAGACCUGAAGCUUCAGUGGUUAAACGGUGUGUAACUUCCAGGAGAAGCUGAGCAGUCUGGGUCAGCGUCUCUCCGUCUCUCUGGCUGUUGGUUUUAUGUGUUGGGAAGGACUUCGGGGCGUACAUGCUUCACUGACUUGAUUUAGUCUUUAUUUAGAAAUCUAAAACACUGGCUUUAGUCUAUCUCUCUGCUGCUUCUACAUAAUUCACCAUUUCCCCUUCCAGGACAAAACUUGAGGAGAUUCUGUGGUGGUCCAUCUUGGUACCUUGUGUCUUUUCUCCAAGAUGCAGGUCAUUUCCAACACUUGGCACAGCUUCUCCUUGGCCAUGCUGUAGAUCAGGGUGCAGGGAGAAGAGCGUCCGGAUGAGUCCAAGCCGUUUACUCAUCUGUUCCAGAUGACGUCAUCCGAGCUACUAACAUUCAGACUGCUGUCUGCAUUGUGACCACAAGGCCGUUCCCUCCCUGGGGCUGGUGGAGUGUGAAGGUGUGAAGAUGGCACACACAGGUGGGUUGGUUUUCAGCCGGCUCUCAGACAGCCCCAUUACUGUCCUGCCAUAGCCGAGGGUAGCAGUCAGACCCUCCAGUCUGUAUUCUAGAUUAUUCCCUCAUAAAAACCAGUAAUAGGACUGACCUUAGCCUAAGAAUGCUCCCGGUGAAGUAUUGUCUGCACAGUGGCCUGUAUGCAUGGCAUCUUAAGUACCUGUUAGCUAGGUUGUCUCCACUUGUAGAUUCAUUCCAGAAUGCCUCGGUUAAAACUCCUUACCAUAGGGUAAGGAGGUGCAGAGGAAAAUGCAGUGAACAUAGACAGAAGUACUGUCUGUGUAGUGCUUCAGAUGUUCAGCUAGAUCCCCACACCGGGACUUGGGGGCGUGGAGAACAUUAGUCGACUGAUUUUCUUUGUGUGCAUGGAUUAAAAUGACUCACGUUGCAUUCAGGUUCACCUCAGCUCUCUUGUUAGCCACGAGCCCAGUGUCCUUGGAAACAGUAACCAAGGUUACUUAUCUCCAAGCUGUGCAUUGUGUCAGGCAGCUUCACCCGCCUCUUGAAUGGGAUUAAUAAGCACUGCUGGGUUUGGGAGCCAUGCCUUGCCUUUCUGUUCCUGGGGUUGGCGUGUGACCUGUGUCUGGACAUGUUCGAGACAGCAGAGGCUCAAGGCGUGCUCAGAUAUUAUCUCUGCUUUCCUUUGCUGUGUCUGCUAGUCAGCAUUUCAUCUGGGAGACACAUUGUUAAAUUCAUGUUUUGUGUUGCUAUACAUAUUUUGGGUGUUUGGGUUUUUCUUUGUUUUUAUUUUUGGUCUUAUUUCCUGUUUUUCUAUCUAUGUAUCAUCUAAAAGAUUUCUUAAAAACAGAAAUUGGAAAUGCUUGCUUUGUACCAGGGGCUGCUCUGAGAAUUCUCCUAAGUACCUUCGAGGUCAGAUACCUUUUGUUAAUGGAUGAACUGUGAUGUUUUCAGUCAUUUGUCACAAAGAAGGGGUCCUUGAAGCCUGCUGUAGACAUCCCAGCAGAUGUCACAAUUCAGGUCAAGAUGUGUGUAGCCUGGUUUUAUGUCUAGGUUGGGUACCAUUUCUCUGGAAAAGGGUUCACCAAAUAAUAUUGCAAAGCCCCCUCCUUCCUAAGUCCAGCCAAGGAAAUAGGGCU
Chionomys nivalis (European snow vole) is the source of this 7132-nucleotide messenger RNA. It is a transcript of the gene Synrg, whose product is annotated as synergin gamma. NCBI's taxonomy places the organism in Eukaryota, Metazoa, Chordata, Mammalia, Rodentia, Cricetidae. Gene Ontology annotation, cellular component: clathrin coat of trans-Golgi network vesicle. The record is from RefSeq and is a predicted model, not a curated record. The transcript has 23 exons. The coding region runs from base 53 to 4153 and encodes 1366 amino acids. Gene Ontology annotation, molecular function: protein binding.